Haliotis rubra (blacklip abalone) is the source of this 411-nucleotide messenger RNA. RefSeq lists its product as uncharacterized. Bases 1 to 411 code for a protein of 136 amino acids. Lineage: Eukaryota; Metazoa; Mollusca; Gastropoda; Lepetellida; Haliotidae. The transcript has 2 exons. The record is from RefSeq and is a predicted model, not a curated record.
AUGAUCCAGUCCUUCAUCAACAAGUCACUGCGCAAGAUCCUCAGAAUCUGGUUGCCAGAGAAGAUCAGCAACCAAGAACUUUGGCAAAGAACACAACAGCUACCACCUCCCGUGCAAGUCAUCAAUAGAAAAUGGACAUGGAUUGGGCACACCUUACGAAAAGAUCCAGAAAACAACACCCGAGAAGCUCUACAGUGGAACCCACAAGGCAAGCGAGCGAGGGGACGUCCCAGAAACUCAUGGCGAAGAUCAACCAUGGAAGAGAUUACUAAAGCUGGUUACUCCUGGAGCACCAUUGUACAACACACCCAGAACCGGCUGAUGGAUGCGCAGGUGAUGGUCAUCUUGCGGGGGUGGUCACUCUUGGUCCCGGACUUCCGGGACAGUCAGAUGUCUGGCCAGCCUGGUUGA